AUGUGGGUGACUCGCGUUCAACUCUACGACGUCUUUGUUGAACUCUGGCUGGGUGUCAAUAGACGUCGUCUCCAGGACAGUAACUUGUCACAGGAUGACCGACGGAUCUUCAAUGAUCUAUUGGGUGCAGGCUUUGUAUCGAUGGGCACUGGCUACGCCAUGAGGCUGGCGCUGGCGAUCUUUGAGAGACAGAAUGGAAACCCAAUUGUCCAGUACACCCACCUUAAUGACCACGACACCUGGAAGGCAGAGUUCUUUGGAAUAGAUCCAAAUGUACGUUUGUUGCAGGAAUCUUGUCCCUUGACCCGUGCAGGCAACCGGUUCCGGUUCCUUCAUAGGUCCAUGCUGGAGUAUUUCUUUUCUCGAGUCGUCUACAAUCCGGUCAGGACGGACGAUGGCUCUACAACGGAAACGGAAACACCUUCAUCUACCACCCAUGAGUUAGACCCUAGUAACCCGUUGUUCCGGCGUAACUGGCCUAUUGAACCCUCCAUAAUUCAGUUCUUAUGCGACCGCGUAAAGCUCGACUCGACUUUUAACCAGAAGCUCCUCUCUGCCGCCAACCUUCCCAAGACCGAUACCGCCGUCACCACCACCACUGCCGCCUUCAACGCCAUAACCAUCCUAGUCAAAGCCGGCAUUAGAUUCAACGGUGCAGAUCUGCAAGGUAUCAAAGUCCCUGGCGCCGACCUUUCCUACGGCCAGUUCGAUUCUACACAACUCCAAGGGGCCGACCUAAUGGGCGUCGAUCUCUCGAGGAGUUAG
This is a messenger RNA of Linnemannia hyalina, 765 nucleotides long. The record is from the annotation of a GenBank genome assembly. NCBI's taxonomy places the organism in Eukaryota, Fungi, Mortierellomycota, Mortierellomycetes, Mortierellales, Mortierellaceae.